AUGUGGCAAAGGGUUCACACACCUGGGCGGCUGGAUGUACCACUGGAGACUCACACGGGGAAGUACCGCUACUCCUGUCAGAUGUGCGACAAGGGUUUCAGAGACAAGUGCAACCUGCUGCGCCACACCAGGACUCACACGGGCGAGAAGCCGUACUCCUGUGAAAUCUGCGGCAAAGGGUUCCGGGGAAAGAGCGGCUGGCUGUACCACAUGGAAACGCACACGGGGAAGUACCGCUACUCCUGCCAAAUCUGCGGCAAAGGGCGACCGGCGCACCGCUGCCAGACCUGCGGGAAGUGCUUCCGGCAGAGGAGCACCCUGCUGGGCCACAUGAGGACUCACUCCAGCGAGAAGUCCUGGCCGUGCGACACCUGCAGCAAGUGUUUCAGGGAAAAGAGCAACUUAUUGGCCCACAUGAGAACCCACACGGGCGAGAAGCCGUCUUCCUGCGAAACCUGCGGGAAGUGUUUCCGGGGCAAGAGCACCCUGCUGGCUCACAUGAGGACCCACACGGGCGAGAAGCCGUUCGGCUGCCAGACGUGCGGGAAGCGCUUCAGCGACAGGAGCAACUUUUUCCGCCACAUGAGAACUCACACGGGCGAGAAGCCGUACGCGUGUGAAACAUGCGGGAACAGCUUCAGUCAGCAGAAUCAUUUGUUCGCCCACAUGGAAACUCACACAGGUGAGAAGCCCUGA
Messenger RNA from Salarias fasciatus (jewelled blenny), 696 nucleotides. RefSeq names its product gastrula zinc finger protein XlCGF67.1-like. The coding region runs from base 1 to 696 and encodes 231 amino acids. Gene Ontology annotation, molecular function: RNA polymerase II cis-regulatory region sequence-specific DNA binding; DNA-binding transcription factor activity, RNA polymerase II-specific. Gene Ontology annotation, biological process: regulation of DNA-templated transcription. The transcript has 2 exons. The record is from RefSeq and is a predicted model, not a curated record. NCBI's taxonomy places the organism in Eukaryota, Metazoa, Chordata, Actinopteri, Blenniiformes, Blenniidae.